Molecule: messenger RNA, 2926 nt
Organism: Babjeviella inositovora NRRL Y-12698
Lineage: Eukaryota; Fungi; Ascomycota; Pichiomycetes; Serinales
Exons: 1
Coding region: 286-2838 (850 amino acids)
Source: RefSeq, a predicted model, not a curated record
CAAGAAAAGAGGCAUAAACCUGGUACAGUCGGCGGUAGCUAAGUCUACCUCAGACAUCCUGCUUAGUUGUCUCGUGACUGGAAUCUUUGUUUGUCGCGCCCGGGAUCGGGGAUAAGCCCCUCGCUGCGAUACAUAUCUUUUCUACUAGCGGCUUUUUCCCCCAGAGAUAGGGCCACAUUGCGCGAUUUGCGAUUCGCGAAUACACCACAAAGAUAGCGCCAGCCCUUUAUUUAGCAAUAGUUGUUGCCUACACUCAAUUGAAGAAUACACUCCAACAUUACUGUCAUGUCUGAAACCCCCGUUUACCCUGGCGACGAACUUACACCCACGGUUUCGCUCGUGGGCUCCUCUGUCAGAUGCGCUGAUGAUACCUCAGAGGCCACGCCCCCGCCCAACACCAAGUCCAAAUCCAAGUCCAAGUCGAAGAAGAAGAAGAAGAGCAAGGCUUCCGUCACCACUUCUCUUGAUGAUUUAAUCAGCGAAGGCGCCUUACUUGCAUCGGAAGAGGACUUUGCUGAGUUCUUGGACGAUUCCGGUAAUGUCAAGUCUGAGAUUGUUGCUUCCGUCAAGGGGGGGCCAAAGGAGCUUACCAAAAAUCCCUCAAAGGAUGAAAUUUCUAAGGAUGAAAUUUCUAAGGAAGAGAUUUCUAAGGAAGAGAUUUCCAAGGGAGAGAUUGCCUCCAAUGGAGCAACUGCUGGGAUUGUACCUGGUACCCCCGAUUCGGUUUCUGCAACUCCCGAGCCCCCCUCGCCAGUCCGGGGAACUGUCUCGGAACCUUCCCACGGUGAUUCUGCUGCAGCUAGCUACGACCAGGACCAUUAUACGCCCUCCUUGAUGAUAUUGGAGGCUGAAGGCGCGUUGUUGUCCUCUAGCGAUCUCCUUCCUAGUCACUCGGUGGACGACCUUUCCCAGCAUUCCGCGGAGCCAACCGUGGUGCCGGCCAGGGUGCAGUUCACGGAAGAGACGCCAGAGGUUGUCAGUCAUGUCGACUCGUUGUUCACUGUACCAGCCGGUGCGCGUGACGGUUCUGCCUCGCCGUUUAUCCACGCCAGAUCCUCGUCGCGUGUCAAGGAGUCCCUGAACUUGAACCCUCACAAGCCGUUGAAUAUGAGCAAGCCUCAUUUGGCCAGAGGCGAUUCAUACCAGAAUACCCACGAUAGGUCGCCAUCCCCGUCUUGCGAGCCUGAAGUGCAAGAGCUGGUGGGGGAAGAGCUGGUGGAGGAAGAGGAUGAAGCUGAUCGGACCGGUAGAACUGGCCGCACAGUGACGUCGGGGGUUGAUAGGCCGAAGUACACUAGAUCGGCGUCCUCCCAGGCUUACUUGAGAUCCAUCUCCAGAUCCCGCUCCAGGCAGCCGUCCGUGGGGUCCCGUGUGGCGCAUCACGAAGAAACCAACGAGGUGCUUACCGAGGAAGGCGCCUUGAUUGGCGGAAACUUGGACAUGAGACCGGACUUGCAGGAGCUUGCAGACAAAGCAUACGGCGAAGAGAAACACUCCAAUUUGCACGAACACUCCAAAGUGAUUGCCGAAGCUGAAGAGGAUGAGGAGCCAGCAGAUGGUGAUGUCACACUCACCCAGGAGACCGCCAAGGAGUCGAGUGGGGAGUUAGCCGCCUUACCCCUGGUCGAAACGCCCGAAGUGCCGAAUGGAGGUGAGACUGGGAUAGAACCGAAUGAGACCGAAGAGAUCACGAAGGAAAUAGAUGAACCGCUUGUUGGGGUUUCCAAGCCAAUUCAAGCGAAGGAUCUUAAAGCCGGAGAACCAGGCCUGGCCAAGACUGAGGCGGAGUCUAAGCAAGACGCUGGUGAGGAGAUAACGCCUGCGGUGGAGAAGUCGGUUCAAGAUAUCGCUAAAGUCGAUCCAGUAACCACAGCAGAGGCUACUGAUAACGAACCAGUGUCUGGAUUUCAGACAGUCUCCAAUGGAAUGAAUUCAGCUAUCGAUGAAUCCCCUUCCGUCGAGGCCCCCUCAGAUGGGCCAGGUGAAGAAACCUCUUUCAUUGAAGCUGUUAGUAACGAGUCCGCUAGUAAUGAGCCAACCGCUAAGGAACCUGUGAUUAAUACUGAGGAUGAACUAAUCAGCGAUACUAGACCAGUUACUGAGGUCGAGCCAGCCUCUCAUCUCCUCAAGGAUGCCGCCCUGGUCAGUGAACCUGUUUCGAAGGAGGAAGCCACUUCCGAUAACGUCCAUGCUGAUGCGACUCUCACAAAAGAGGCGCUUCCAUCUUCUGAGCCCAUUGCUGUGAGCAUUGAGGCAACAAAGAUCGAAGAGGAGAAUGAUGUACCAGGCACCGACGUGCCUGCCGAAUCUGAGGCGAAUGAAGCUACUGCCCCUGCAGCCCAAUCUAAAGGCUCUUCGGUUGACUUCACAGACGACGACUUUGCUGGUAUUUCCGAAUCAGACUUGGAGAAGGAGUUUGGCGGCAGAGACUUGGAUACUCUCGUCACCAAAUCCAACCCAAGCGCCAAAGUCACCACCAUCACCGACGACGAUUUCUCUGGUAUUACGGCCGCGGAGAUUGAAAAAGAGUUUGGGGCUAAGAAACCCGAGGCCACCCCCGUUUUUGUCUUCAGUUCCUUUGCCGGUGGGUUCCAAGUCGCCAGCCGCACCCGCAGACUUGAAAGCAUUUUGCAGGCCAACGAGAUCAAGUUUGUGACUAGGGAUUUAGGUACCGACGACGAGGCCAAGAAGAUUUGGAGGCGUUAUAGCAAUGGCAAAACUUUGCCAGGGGUUGUCAAGAACGUGGACGAUUUCAUUGGCAACUGGCAGGACUUGGAGGAUGCUAACGAACACUGGGAGGUUAGAGACUUGGUGUACAGUCAGGGCGCCUAUAAAUAAUUGUGCACGUAUAUGUAUACUUGAUUCUAUGUACUCUGUCUUGGAAGCCGCUAUUGUCAUUGUAUUUAAUAUUUUAACAAUAUGCUAA